This is a messenger RNA of Patiria miniata (bat star), 2240 nucleotides long. RefSeq lists its product as uncharacterized. The record is from RefSeq and is a predicted model, not a curated record. The transcript has 2 exons. NCBI's taxonomy places the organism in Eukaryota, Metazoa, Echinodermata, Asteroidea, Valvatida, Asterinidae. Bases 538 to 1461 code for a protein of 307 amino acids.
CAAUCUCUGUUAGCACAAAAGCCGGGAAAGCAAACAAGUUGUUUUUCUGAAAACUUUCCGUCAGCCACAUCCUUGAACGAGAUGGCCUCUACCUCCCGGGGAUAUAGUCUCGCACGCCAGCGGCGUUCAAGCUUUGUUAACAACCCGUCCCAUGGUAAUUCCUCUUGUUAAAUUCACCGGACCAGAAGAAGAGCUUGACGUUUCCCCCCAUUGUUGAUGUAUAAUACGACUGUGACCGUAAACUGUGUCGAUGUCAAACUAAGUUUACGGCCCCGAAUCGGGUGAUUUCUAUUGGGUUGUUGCCACGGCGCUGGCCAAUCAGCUAGGACCGGGUGACCCUGACAUUCUGAAAGGGGUAGAUUAUCCAAUCAUUUUGGGGGACAUUGGAGCAUAAUAGUGUGCCAGUAGCCGGAGCGUAUGAUUACUAGCGUGCCGGGGAAAGUUGUGCGAAGUCCUGUUCAGGGAAAUUUCUCCUUGGUGAUGAUUCAACAUCAGAUUCUUAUCGAAGGGAAUUUACUCACAAGGAUGAAGUAGCAGAUGAUUCCAUUCUGCGAAAAAGAGUAUUCAGGACAUAAACCAAGCGGUCCUCGAAGCAAGAUGUGCAAGGAAAGCCACCAACGCUCUAUGACUAACUUUCCACCAAUCGCCGAGUACAGCCGGCUAACGUCGCCGAAGGUUCAGCGCCGGGGCCUCCAUGAGGAUAGGACGAGACGCGAGCCUCCUCGGCCUAUUGCAGGUGCGCUAGGAUCCCGUCCCCGCAGUAACAGCGAUCAGUCCCUGGGGGAUGUAUGGAGCAGCGGCCGGCGGUCUAUCUGCAGUAGCAACGGCCGCUCCUCACUGUCAAUGUCGUCUGGAGAUGCCUCGACCGUCUCCACGGAGAAGCUCUGGCGGAGGAGAAAACUGUCUCCACGGAGGGUCAUCAGCAGGCCUGUCACGCCGUUCCCCACGGAGGAUAUACCAAACACUCCAGCCGCUGAGGCCGACCACGAACCUCGCAUCCUCGCCCCGUCCCCACCUCACACCAAGGCAAGCAAACCGCACCAAACUGACCAACCGCGGGGCAGGACUCGCUUCAGCUUGUCGCAGAAACACCAGCCGAUAGCUGAGGAACAAAGCACGGGGAAGAUCACCUCACUAAAUCGGGUGAUGAGAAAAACUGACGACUGCUGCCUGGAACGUAAACCCCAUCCUCCCGCCCAGAAGCAACUCAAGGAGGCGGAGACGACCAAAGCAAGCGAGCGGAGACGCAGGAAGAGCAUGCCUGAGAUCUAUGGGAAACCCAAGGGCGAGGCACGCAAGGCAGACACGGCCAGCAAGAAGACGGGGGCACGGGGCCUCGGGGAGAUUAUGGACUGCGUGACGAGAGAAAGGAUUGUGAACUGGUUGAGUGAGGUAGCGUACGCCAAGGACGUCACUCAGGAAGCCUCACAGGAGGAACUCAGCUGUAUUGAUGAAGAGUGACAAUCUCCUUGGCAGCUUCUAAAUUCGAAUUUUAUAAUUUAUUCAUCUGUUAAAGUGACUGAGGUUGAACGAGUCAAGAAGGAUUAUUUAUUCAGCCGGCAAUCAAUGACUGUUAAUGAUUCUAGUGAAACAGAAAAACGUUUGGAAAUGAAACUUUUGGCGAAUGCCAGCAAACAAUCGGGCUUGCACCCGUAUAGAUUUUGCAAUUUUAAAGCUUCGCGUUUUGCAAAAGACUGCGCCAUUUCGUGACAAAAUGCACACUAUUGCUGGGACAUUCCAACACUUUCUCUGAUUUUAAACUUGGGAAUACAUGUGUUUAUGAUUUGAUUGUAGAAAAUAUAUUGUUUUGAUUAAGAAAUAUUUUCCCACCAGUGUUUUGAGUUGAGAAUGUUUUUUUGCGAACGAGUAUUUGGGUCAUUGCUGGUGACAGUGGCUUCUUGCGUGGCUUCUUGCGUAAAGCUAAAGUUGCACAUAAUACAACCAGCUAACACCCCUGCCUAAUAUUGACACUAGUUAAGUUUUGUUGAGUUUGGAAUUAUUUUUGGCUCGCUGUGAUGCAUGCUAAAGUCAUGUGAAAUUCUAGUUCAAUCUUCACUUCUCAGUGUCGUCAUCAUGCAGUUACCAUGAUCACCCUGACAUAUUUAUUCAGUCCCAACUGUAAAUAUAUAAUGUGUGAGUAUUACGACAACCCAGAGUCUUAAGAAAAACUUGCCGAUUUGAUUUUGUUUGCUUGCUAUCUGUAGUCUUGACCAAGGGCGGAUCCAGAACACAAUUUUUUG